Molecule: messenger RNA, 3616 nt
Organism: Xyrichtys novacula (pearly razorfish)
Lineage: Eukaryota; Metazoa; Chordata; Actinopteri; Labriformes; Labridae
Source: the annotation of a GenBank genome assembly
AUAGCUCGUCGACCGACAUUUGUACUACUAGUUGCCAUGCGCCGUUAACUAAGAAGGAGAGAAAGAAGUACACAUUACUGCUCGACCUCCCAUAAUCAACCAAAUCAAGAUUCUGUAAACAAAAGAUCGGAGCCAAAUAAGCCGCGACUUUUUCAAACCUGGUGAUCCGAUACCGGGGUUUCAAUUUUCGCUCCAAAACGGAUUCAGCUCUGUUUCCAAACGCUCAUAAAGAAAAAAGAGGAACAAGUCGUCCACGUGGUACCGCGGUAACCACAAAGUUCUGUUUUCGCUGCUUUCGCUCUGCGUUUGCGUUUGUGGAAAAUGUCCGGGUUUCAGGAUCUCGAUGAUUUAUUGAAUCGUCGGCUGCUGGCUGCGGUAAUGACGGACCUGGUCGAAAAUAGAACAGAGUCUGUAUACGAAGAGGAGCUCCGCCGCCAGAAAAAACUGCUGGCUGUGAUUUUAACACCCGAAAUCAAGCUGCACAGAGCAGGUCAGUUUUCUUUCCACUUCUGGAUACAUGUUUCAAUGCCUUUACUGAAGCAAGCGCCACACACAGGCUGCAACAAACCAUAUUAAUGAAAUGGCAAAAUAAUAUGAUUAAACCUGAAAUUACUUUAGGGCAAAAAAGUAGUUAUUUUCAAGGAAAAGUUUUUUAAUUUGAAUAUAUGAAGUACUACACAACCGCAACAACAAAAAAAACAGCUAUCCUAUACUGUUUUAUCCUAUUAACUGCUGGGAAAGGGAAAAAAAUCAAGUACUUGUAGUUUAAGAGUCAAAAAGAGCUAAAAUCCUGUCUGAUUCAGAGGGGUAAAACUUUUUCAGAUAGAAUAGUCAACUUUCAUGUUUGUCUCUUCAGUGUUUCUAUACUCUUAGCCCCUUUAUUUUAGAGGGCUUGAUAAACAUGUCACCCACUAUAGCAGGGUAUUGGGGCAGGAGGAAAAAUCACUGAAAUGUCCUUGUUUUUUUCAAACUACAUGUCUGUCUCCAAUUGUGAUGUACAAUUGAAUAAUAAUUUAGUUCAAUAAAUGUCAGUGAGGGGAUUAGGAAUUGAAGUUUGGGAGGCUCUGCUGACAGACACACAAACUAUCAAUGCAACCUAGUUGAUUUGGAUCCAUGUGAACUAAAUGUGAGCUGAAUUCUGAGCUCUUAGUGUGAACUCUCACAAUGCUGCCCUUGGUUACCUGGGUUAAGUGUUUUAUCAACACUGUGAUUGGUUGCCUGGAACUAUGGUGCAGCAGCUUUUUGCACCAGGCUGCAUCCAUUCAGUUUUGCCCGAGAAGUUUCAGGAGCACAUCAAUGAGCAUCAUAACAAAUGCUGAAACUGAUUUGAGAAUAACAACAGAUUUAGUGGUGCCUCUUCGAGUAAAUCCAUGCUGCUGACAUUGUUCAGUUCUUGUCAGGGCUGUUGACAAAUAGUCUGCUGCUCCGAGACGGCACAUACAUAGCUGGUGAGCUAAUUAGGUCCAACACUAGAGGGGGUAACAUUAGUCCAUAAUCCCCACACUCUCUUAUCUUUCUUAAGAAUAUCAUUGAGUUUUUAAAUCUGCUUUCAUAUCUACUGAUGUUUUCAUUACCUUCUGUUAAGUUAUUGUUUUUCUGUGCCUUGCAGAUAUCCAGCAGGUGUUGGUGAAAAAAGAGUUUCUCUCUGAGCAGCAGGAGAGGAGUCCCAGUCUGGACCAGGGAUACACUGAGCCCCUGAACAUUUGCAAGGAACAGAAUUAUGGAGGACAAGAACCAGCCAGUAACAACUCAGGGAUAAAUAUACAACGAAAGACUCAAGACUCCCCUGAACCUGAGACCGAGGGCAGUGAUGAGAAUUGGGAGAAAACAAGGCCACAAAAGUCAAGUCUAAUGUCUGUGAAAAAAGUGAGAAAGAAGAUGCUAAAGAGGCUUGAGAAAUCACGUGUUUGCUCAAAGUGUUGUCGAAUAUUCAAAACACGACAAGAACUAGCAAUCCACCUGAAAGUUCACUCAGAGGAGAGACCCUUCAGCUGCUCAGAGUGUGGCAAAACAUUCAAAACUAAAAAUAUACUAGGACAACACAUGGCCGUUCAUUCAGAUGAGAGACCCUUCAGCUGCUCAGAAUGUGGCAAAACAUUAAAAACUAAAGGACAACUGGCAAGCCACAUGAGAGUUCACACAGAUCAGAAACCCUUCAGCUGCAUGCAGUGUGGCAAAACAUUAAAAACUAAAACUUCUCUGGAAAGACACAUGGCGGUUCAUUCAGAUGAGAGACCCUUCAGCUGCUCAGAAUGUGGCAAAACAUUCAAAACUAAAGGAGACCUGGCCCAACACAUGACAGUUCACACAGAGGAGAGACCCUUCAGCUGCCCAGACUGUGGCCAGACAUUUAAAACAAAAAAACACCUGGCGCACCACAUGAGAGUUCACUCAGAGCAGAAACCCUUCAGCUGCAUGCAGUGUUGCAAAACAUUCAAAACCAAAGGAGAACAGGCAAUCCACAGGAGAGUUCACACAGAGGAGAGACCCUUCAGCUGCCCAGAGUGUGGCAAAAAUUUCAAAACUAAAGGAGAACUGGCCCAACACAUGAGAGUUCACUCAGAGGAGAGACCCUUCAGCUGCCCAGAGUGUGGCAAAACAUUCAAAACUAAAAAUAUACUAGGACAACACAUGGCAGUUCAUUCAGUUGAGAAACCCUUCAGCUGCACAGACUGUGGCAAACCUUUCAAAACUAAAGGGGAACUGGCAAAACACAUGAGAGUUCACACAGAGGAGAAACACUUUAGCUGCUCAGAGUGUGGCAAAACAUUCAAAACUAAAGGAGACCUGGCCCAACACAUGACGGUUCACUCAGAGGAGAGACCCUUCAGCUGCUCAGAGUGUGGCAAAACAUUCAAAACUAAAAAUAUCCUAGGAAAACACAUGGCAGUUCACUCAGAUGAGAAACCCUUUAGCUGCCCUGAGUGUGGUAACUUGUUUAAAACAAAAGUGCUGAGGACCAAUCACAUGAGAGUUCACUCAGAUAAGAAACCCUUCAGCUGCUCAGACUGUGGCAAAACAUUCAAAACUAAAAAAGAACUGGCCCCACACAUGACAGUUCACACAGAGGAGAGACCCUUCAGCUGCCCAAAAUGUGGCCAGACAUUUAAAUCAGAAAAACACCUGGCGCACCACAUGAGAGUUCACUCAGAUCAGAAACCCUUCAGCUGCAUGCAGUGUGGCAAAACAUUAAAAACUAAAACUUCUCUGGAAAGACACAUGGCGGUUCACUCAGAUGAGAGACCCUUCAGCUGCUUAGAAUGUGGCAAAACAUUCAAAACUAAAGGAGAACUGGCCCAACACAUGAGAGUUCACACUGGAGAAAGACCCUAUAGCUGCCCUGGAUGUGAUAAACUGUAUAAAACUAAACAAGCGCUGAAUAUACACAUUCAAUCUCAAAGGGUUAAGAAGUCCACUGGCUGCUGUGUCUGAAGGGAAGAACUCUUUGGAAAAGGAAGUCAGGUUUCACAUUUUCUUGUAUAUGCUGGGAAGAAGAUUUUGAGUUGUUUACUGUGUUGUGAAGGAGUUAAAUGUAACAUUUUUCAAACCAACAAAUGUUGUUUCAUACUAGAGAGAGACAUUUUUUAAACACAAAUAAAGGUUAAUAAAGACACAA